ACUCUACCAACACCUCUCUGUCUCUCUCUCCCUCUCUCUUUCUCUCCGCCUGCUCUCCCUGCGAACGUUCUCAGAGAGAAAGGAACAUCCCUUGAUUAUCGAUCACGGCGCACGGCGCAGCGCGUCAUGAUGGACGAGUUGGACAACGUAUUUGACGAUCAUCCCUCCCUUGAUGCCUCGCUGGAGGACUUUGAGGCCAACAGCAACAAUGUCCACCGCACACCCCUCUUUGGAUUGCCCUCGCAGCACUCAGGUUUCCGGGCAGAAGAGUCUGAUGGCGAUGCGACUUCGACUGCAGGAGAACCCUGGUCACCCCCAGGCUUUCGGCGACAUGAUUACGUUCCAGGCAGCGGCUGGUACCGGCACCAGCCUUACUCGCGCAAAGAAGACAACAAUCGAUUGGAGUUGAAGCCGCCCGUUCGCGACAGUCCAUCGCAGUCGCGGGAACCCAGUCCACAGUAUGAGGAUGCGCAGGAGGGGCCAACAUCGCCGGGCAAGGACGCUGCGCAGGUCGGAGAGCUCGGAGACAUCUCGAUACCGGCCAAUGUGCCGCUCCCUAAGGGGACGGACUCGCCGUUGAAGGGGCGGUCACCUAGCCCGACUCCAGCACCCAGAGGGGGCAAUGAUGGUGACGGCGUCGAGUUUGGGGCGGAGAAUCUGAGCAAUUAUAUCCGCUUUGCCGUACGGGCGGAAGUCCAGCACCGUGAACCGUUUGUCGCAUUGUUUAACUAUGCGCGAUCCAAGUUCGACAGCAUGACAAGCUCGAAAUCGACGACGACGCUGUCCGUCAUCGUUGCGCUGCUCUCGAUUGCUUUCAUGCGGGCCCUGUUUCUUCCUCCCGUGCCGCAAGCGGUGCCCGACUUGGUCAAACUCUCUGGCCUGGCGCGUUCCUUUGAGCCAUUGAUAUACUAUUCGGAGAAUGGCGUGCAGCAGAUUGGCACUCUGCAGGAGACAGGGGUUGCGGUUUGGGACCUGGGGGAGUCCGUACGCGGGACCAACAUGACCAGUGCUCCGCUUAUCGUGCGCGAACUGGACGAACUGUCUGAAUCUCUCAAGACUUUGUCGCUGGAGCUCACGCGAUUCUUUGCGAACGUUGAUUCUGACAUCGACUCCAUCCUGAUCGUAAUGGACUGGGCCAAGCGCGAACUGGAGUCAUUGUCCUCGCAGCCGCCCAGUGCGAUACCAAGCAUUGUAUAUGAUAAUUUACAUACAAUGCUCUCGCGGUUAGGAGCUCUGGAGCGGAUUUCGGCCACCGUAGGCGAUGCAGAACCCAGUGAUCUCUCCACAACCACCCCUACGAUGCUGGGCCAUAUCGUGAUGGCCGUCUUUGGACCGACCUCUGCGCAGCGGACGAGAGCCACUCUGACGCGGACGUUCACAGAGUUUCUCUCCGUGCUCGAAGAGUCAAUUAACAGCGAAUUGACACACUCCACGGCACUGUUUGCCCUUUUUGAAGCCAUUGACCGGCAGUUCCUGAAUCUACAACGUACAGUCGUCCGUGAGUCGGAUGCGCAAGAGCGUGCGGAAGGCGAAAUGCUUAGUUCGCUAUGGACCCGGGUUCUGGGUCCUGAUGCGGCGAUGGUGCGCAAGUAUGAAAAGAACAAGCGACUCCUGGCCAGUGUUCGCAGCCGCACCGUCGCGAAUAAGCAUCUGCUCAUGGACCACCGUGGUCGACUGCUGACGCUCAAGGUCGGCCUUGAGACCCUCCGUCGGAAACUGGUGAGUCCACUGGUACGUCGGAACGAUUCGGUCAGCUUCAUGGGUAUCGAUGGCGCGAAUAGCCGGAAUGCCGGCAGGACCCUGACUCCUGUCGAAGCUGUGGUUGAGGGUCAGAUCCGGGGCUUGGAGGGCGCAUACGACUACCUCCGUGCCGUGCGCGAAAAGCAGAAGGCCAAGCUGAUGGAAAUGGUAUAUGGAUCUGGGAGAAGAGUGCCUGGGAGCUCAACACUGCCGACCCCUGAACCGGAGCAGGAAGUCAUCGAGGAGAGGUGAGGCUAUCAGCGCGAAAAAAGAAAGAUGCUGAUCUGGCUCCUUGUUUUCGUUUCUUGUCUCCUGAUUAGGGCGUUUAUACUCAUCAAUACCCCAUCUUGUUUCCCCGACGGACUGCAUAGUAUAAUGUCUCCUUUGCUUCUCUUGGCCAUGGACUCCCCUCCCCGGUCCAUGGU
Molecule: messenger RNA, 2165 nt
Organism: Paecilomyces variotii
Lineage: Eukaryota; Fungi; Ascomycota; Eurotiomycetes; Eurotiales; Thermoascaceae
Exons: 2
Coding region: 127-1992 (621 amino acids)
Source: RefSeq, a predicted model, not a curated record